CCAAAUAUACAAAAUUUUAGCUCUGUAAAAUAUGGCCAAAAUACCAUAUGAAACACAACUCUAUUUUCUUCCUUGAUCAUUCAUUCGUUGAGAUGAGGGAGAUGGAUAGUGUUUUCUCAGUGGAUGACAUAUCUGACGGAUUCUGGUCACCGCACGCGCCUCCCGUUUUCCUGCAAGACGAUGCUGACGUUGAGCCGCUGUCAUCCUCCGCGGCCGCAGGGAUGAAUCGCAGCUCAUCGGAAUGGGCAUUCCAGCGGUAUCUGCAGGAAGCCACCUCGCCCGAUCAUGUAAUCACCACCUUGCCAGCCGAUGACAUCGUUAAGAUCAAGGCCAACCAUCACCAACCGCCGGCACCUCCCCCGCUGAAUAUUCCGACCGAUCAAGAUGAGUACCAGGAAUUCCUCAAAAGCCGCCUCGAAUUGGCUUGUGCCGCCUUCGCUUUGACUUGGGCACCUAAAGGCAAGGCUCCGGAAUCUAAUGCAGCGGCAGACAUUGGAUCUCAGGUUUCAAAUUCGUCAUCUUGUAAAGCAAAUGGAAGGGAUUCAUCAAAGACACAAGUCAAGGAUUUUAGUGAAACGGUUGGUGUACAACCUGUUCUUUCAAUUCCAUCGAAUUCAGUUGCUCAAGUGAGGUCUACAUCAAGUGGCUCUUCUGGGGAUCAGUCUGAUGAUGAUGAUGGAGAAACUGAGGCUACUCAAAAUAUGGACCCUGCUGAUGCAAAACGCAUGAGAAGAAUGAUUUCGAAUAGAGAAUCAGCUCGCCGAUCAAGAAGGAGGAAGCAGGCCCAUAUGUCUGAGAGUGAGACACGGGUCUCUCAGUUAAAAGUUGAAAAUGCCACAUGGCUCAAGCGCUUUUCAGACAUAAACCAUAAGUACAAUGAAUCAGUAGUUGACGCUAGAGUUCUGAAGGCUAAUGUUGAAACUGUGAGAGCAAAGGUGAAAAUGGCAGAUGAAAGUGUGAAAAGAGUAACUGGCUUGAACUCACUAUUCCAUGCUAUGUCUGAAAUAACCACGCCAGGCAUGCAAUCCUUUGUUCGCAUUCCUGAAACAUCAGCAGAUGCUGCUGCAUCAAUACAAGAUCAGCGCUACUAUCAACACCCAUCUAAUAAUCACUUAAAUAACAUUAUACCACCGAACACUACUGCAGACAUUGGGGUUAACAAGAUGGGAAGAAGUAUCCCUAUGCAGAGACUAGCUGACUCGGAACAUAUGCAGAAGCACACCCGCGAAGUAGCGAGUUCCUCCGGUACUGGAGACCAGUAAGGCUUCAUCGAAAGAUCGUGGCAGUGAUGCCCUCAGCAAAGCUGGUCCUCAGCUCUGUAAGACUCUGUAGUUUCUUUUUAUGGAAGAAAAAGUUUGGAAAAUUUAAUGUCUAUUUCAUGUGACUAUUUAUAUUCUAGUACUAUUUCGUAGGAAUGAAUUCUUGCAAGGGAAAUCUAUCAUGAAAUUUAGAAGUAAGAAA
This is a messenger RNA of Salvia splendens (bonfire salvia), 1461 nucleotides long. Its product is annotated as light-inducible protein CPRF2. NCBI's taxonomy places the organism in Eukaryota, Viridiplantae, Streptophyta, Magnoliopsida, Lamiales, Lamiaceae. Gene Ontology annotation, molecular function: DNA-binding transcription factor activity. The transcript has 6 exons. The record is from RefSeq and is a predicted model, not a curated record. The coding region runs from base 48 to 1262 and encodes 404 amino acids. Gene Ontology annotation, biological process: regulation of DNA-templated transcription.